Molecule: messenger RNA, 3318 nt
Organism: Trichoderma breve
Lineage: Eukaryota; Fungi; Ascomycota; Sordariomycetes; Hypocreales; Hypocreaceae
Product: HECT-domain (ubiquitin-transferase) domain-containing protein
Exons: 5
Coding region: 1-3318 (1105 amino acids)
Biological process (GO): protein polyubiquitination; ubiquitin-dependent protein catabolic process
Molecular function (GO): protein binding; ubiquitin protein ligase activity
Source: RefSeq, a predicted model, not a curated record
AUGUUCUCAACCUUCACAGGCAACUCGAGGCGGCCGAGAAACGUGAACCUAAGUGGACAAGCCAGCAACCCGUUCUCCAACACAUCAUGGACGCCCUCGGCCGUUUCGAACGCUACAAAGACCGUAUCGGAUGCCCAGGCCGACAGAGAAAAGCGACAGGCCGAGAGGCGACGUUUGAAGGCGGCAUCGCAGAUACAGAGAACAUGGCGAGGAUAUAGAUCGCGGUCUACUUUGAGGGACCAGCAUAGGCAUGACUUUGAUCUCAUCUAUCAGUCUCUACCAGAUAGCGAUGCUUCUCAGAGGAUAUAUGCUUCUUUUCCUCUCCUAUUAUCCUUCUUCUCCUCCAACCGAGCCGGCGACAUGCAACGUCUGUCUUUAUUCGUCAACGACUGUAAUAGUAUAUCUCUACAGCAAUUCAGCGACGCCAGCCGUCAUCCUUCUCGCCUUCAAAAGUUAAUGGUAAAGCUUGUGCAAGCUUUGGGUGUUUCAGUUUCCACAGACAAUACGCCAUUGGAACUACAAUAUCUCCUACUCCUGAUCAACCACCUGGCCACCAACUUCCCUUUCACGAUUCUUGGAUCGGUCGACGAAUACUAUACGGCGUUAGCCAAGUUUUGCCAAACAAGGCACAGUCAAGAAUGGGUGGAAAUAGUGGUCAAAUCUCUCUCGGCACCAUUGGAUGCAAGCGCAGGAAACAAUUCGAAUGCAUAUAGGGCGUUGGCGCUUCGAUUUUUAACAAUCCAAGAUAUCCAUCUCUUUGAGGAAAACAUUGACCGGAUGGCCCAAAGCAUCGACACGGAGAAGCUCGCAAGGGAGAUACUGGAUUCGUACAACUAUAAAUCCGACACCUUGCCCGAAAAAGAUCGCCUUUUCUGGCUCUUGGCUCAUUAUAUUGAUUUAAGCAGAGCUCAGAAGAGCUCAACUCAAAACCUGGUUCAUCUGAAGGUCAUUUUUACACAGCUAUCUGCUUUGUCAUCCGAUAUCAGUAUUCGAAUAAACCCCGACGCCCCGGCUACUGGGCCUCUUGUAUUCCCCUCCUCAUCUUACGUUUCCCGUCAACUAUUGUGGCUCGUUGACAAUCAUGGCAUUUCCAAUCUGCUACAUGACUUCUCCACCAGCCUGGCACAGUCUACAACCCAAGAGCUCGAAGGAAGUGAGCUCCUUGCUGGUUAUAUCUUGGCUUUGCUUCAGAGCUUCCCCAGCAGAGCCGACGAUACGCGCAUGAGGCUGUUUCUCGAGGAGAUACCUGCUGCAGAGGGGCAGGUCCCCAUUGUCAAGUACCUCUGGCAGAUGAUGACCAAGACCUCGGUGUUCCAAAAACUAAGGACAGAGUCUGAGCGACCAGCGAAAAUACUCCACAGAUACUUCUAUGGCAAUUCAGCUCAGCCCUCGUCGCAUACAGAAGAGCAAGAGUGGAGAAUUAUUCUGCUAUUCUUGGAGCUUUACACUUUCAUCUUAAGGAUCAGCGAUGACGAAGACUUUUUAAGUGGCAUUUAUCCCAAGGUUAUUAGUAGCGAUGUACCAAAGUCACGCACUCGAUCAUGCAGCUUGGCAUUGAAAGAUGUUGAGGCCCUCAUCACUUUCCUCAAAAAUACUGCAUUUGCUCUGCAUUAUAGUGUUCAAGAGAUCACCCAGACUCAAGCAGCUCUUGAGGCAUCAACAAAAUCCCGGUUAGACUCAUACUGGGGAGACUCGUCAAGAAACGCAGAGGAACCCAGGGGCUCCAGCAAGAGUUCAGCCUCAGAUGUCUCCACCAAACUCGAUCUAGAGAGCCUUCGCGCCAUCAUUACAACGACACUAAAAAUGCUCUACGAGAGAGACUCGAGGAAGCAUUUUCUGUCGGCAGAUCACUGGCUUAUGACGAGCAAACUGGAGAAGGAAGACUUCAUUGGAGCCGUCAUAGCAGAAGAAGAGAGGCAGAUUCAAGAACAGGCUGAUGAUAGUGACAUGGAGGCGGAUGACAGUCAAGAGCCUUCACUGGAGAGGAUCAAGGCUAACCAGAUGCGCGCCCAAAGGGAACGACGACUCGCCGAGAUGGGACCUAAACUGGAGGUAUUAAAACACAUCCCAUUUGUUGUUCCGUUUGAGACACGAGUGAUGAUAUUCCGACAAUUUGUCAACCUCGACAGAAUCCGCAGGGGCGGGAAUCAUGUGAUGUUGAUGGCUCCUGUGGGAAGGCAUCACGCAAAAAUCCGUCGCGGCCAGCUGUUUGAGGAUGCAUUUGAGCAGUUUUACCAGCUAGGAGAAGGCCUCAAGGACCCCAUCCAGAUCACUUUUGUCGACCAAUUCGAUACCCCUGAAGCCGGUAUCGAUGGUGGCGGUGUUACCAAAGAAUUUUUAACGAGCGUUACGUCAGAAGCCUUUGGAAACGGGGCUGGGGGACUGGGAAUGUUCACAUCCAGUGGUAAAGAACUGCUGUAUCCUAAUCCCACGGCUAUGGAUGUGCUUCGCGAAUCACUGCGAAAACGAUAUGAAUUUCUCGGCCGCAUUGUGGGAAAAUGCAUGUAUGAAGGCAUUCUCGUCGAUCUUGCGUUUGCCGGGUUUUUCCUCUUAAAAUGGCCGUCACCCAGUCGAAAAGAAGAGAACAGUUACAAGGGCAGUGUAAACGAUCUUCAAGACAUGGACGAAGAGCUAUACAGGGGCCUCCUUCACCUCAAAAACUAUUCCGGGGAUGUUUCGGCCCUGGGGCUUGACUUUACAAUAACGGAUCAGAUCUCGGCACCGGGCGAUCCUGUUGAGAUUGUCACAAGGAAGUUGGUACCUGGUGGUGAUGAGAUGGUGGUUACCAACGACAAUCGCCUACUAUACAUAUCAUACGCAGCUCGCCACCGCCUGGUCGUGCAGCCGGCUCCCCAGACGACUGCUUUCCUGCGCGGACUUCGCGAGAUUAUCCGGCCGUCGUGGCUGUCGAUGUUUAACCAGUCUGAGUUACAGCGCUUGGUUGGCGGCGACUCGUUGGCAAUUGACGUUGACAACCUACGCCAAAACACAGUCUACAGCGGCCUUUAUACCAUAGGCGAUGAUGGAGAGGAACACCCCACGAUCAAGAUGUUCUGGAACGUUAUGAACGGCUUCACAGACGCUCAGAGGCGCGAUGUUCUCAAAUACGUCACGUCGACUCCAAGAGCACCGCUGCUUGGCUUUGCGCAACUGAAUCCAAAGUUUGCCAUCCGUGAUGGAAGCUCGGACCAGGAACGACUACCCAGCGCGAGUACGUGUGUUAAUUUGUUAAAGCUGCCGAUUUACAAGUCGGAGUCGACUUUACGAAAGAAAUUGCUCUACGCGAUAACGGCAGGGGCCGGGUUUGAUUUGAGUUAG